Molecule: messenger RNA, 911 nt
Organism: Eriocheir sinensis (Chinese mitten crab)
Lineage: Eukaryota; Metazoa; Arthropoda; Malacostraca; Decapoda; Varunidae
Exons: 5
Coding region: 393-911 (172 amino acids)
Biological process (GO): synapse organization
Cellular component (GO): neuron projection membrane
Source: RefSeq, a predicted model, not a curated record
CAGGUGCCGCCCACAGAACCCUGGAGGCGGAUCAGCUGUGUCCCACCUGUCCUUACUUCCUGCCCACGUCCGUCGAGGUCACCACACCUGUGGGCAUCCCGGCCAACCUCACCUGCGGCGUCAGGCAGCUCGGGGACAAGAAGGUGUCGUGGAUCAGGCGCCAGGACCUGCACGUGCUGACCACAGGUAACUUCACGUACACGACGGACACGAGGUUCCGCGCGCUGCACCUGCCCGGCUCGCCCUUCUGGAGCCUGGAGGUGGACCGGCCCGCCAUCACCGACUCCGGCCUCUACGAGUGCCAGGUGUCCACGCAGCCCAAGAUAUUCCGCCGCUUCAGGCUCAGCGUUGUGGUCCCCAGCGCGCGCAUCACCGGCUCGAGGGAGAUCUUCAUGAAGGCGGGCAGCGACAUCAACAUCACGUGCGUGGUGAAGGGCGCCAUCAGGGGAGCGCCCGUCACCUGGUACCACGUGCUGCCCCGCGACCCACCCAAGGAGGAGCUGGUGGAGAUCAACGCCGGGGGUCGGGGCGGCGUGCAGCUCGUGACGGACAAGAACUCGGGCACCAGCUGGCUCCUGGUCACCCACACCACCUGGAGGGACGCCGGGAACUAUACCUGCGCGCCCAUGCACUCCACGCCCGCCUCGGUGUUCGUCCACGUGCUCGACGGUGGGUGGGCGUGGGCGUGGAGGGAAGAGGGGGAGUGGGUGCAUGUGUGUGUAAAGCCCCGUUCACACUGUGCAGACUCUGGGCCACGACAACCCAGCGACUUUUCCAUUAGACAAGUUGGUUCCCACGCUCCAAGAAAGGGGGGAGGUUUUAUUGGGGUCUUGGUGUCUUGCCGACUGUCUGGGACAUUCAGCCAACUAUCAGACUCCUUACCGGCCACUUGCAGACUCCUUAUGUUGUAA